CCUUUUUAAGUUUGGUUUAUCAAAAAUUAAUAAUGCAACUUUUAAAUAUAUAUGGUUUACGAAAUGAUGGUAGAAAACCAGAAGAAUUAAGAAAAAUUAGGUGUGAGAUUGGUUUAAAUAAACAAGCCAAUGGCUCUGCUUAUUAUCAAAUGGGGAAUACAAAAAUUUUAGCAACAGUAUAUGGACCACAUCAGAUAUUCUCAAAACAACCAAUAUCAAAUGAAUCUGUUAUCAUUAAUUGCCAAAUCAGUUGUGCUUCUUUUAGUAAUAAUUCAAAACCUAAAAAAGGUAAAUCAAAUCAAAGUCAUUUUGAGAUUACUCAAAUAUUGCAAAAGUCAUUGGAAUCUGUUAUAAUGGUUCAUCUUCUGCCAAAAUGUCAAAUCGAUAUUUUUAUAGAAAUUUUACAAAUGGACGGAAGUGUAUUAUCGUCUUGUGUCAAUGCCUCGACCUUAGCCCUAGCCGAUGCCGGUAUUCCCAUGUCCCAUAUGCUAGUCUCUUGUACCUUGGGAAUUUCUUGUGCUUCGAAUAUUUCAACGGGCCAACAAAAGUUCCAAUGUUCUUUGGAAAUCCCCGAACACUAUACAGAAAACAUGGAGGGGAACAUAUUUCUGAUAGAUCUUAAUGGCUCUGAGGACUCUGGCAUGGUAAGCGGCAAUGUUAGGAACAACAAUAACCUGCCAGGUAUGUGUUUGAUAGCUAAGGUCAAGCAAAGUUCAGAAACCGACUCUACCAAUACCCUUAGUUGCGAAUUAGUCGCCUUAGAAAUUUAUCACAGAAUACCUUUUCAAGUUAUAGAAGCCGCCCAAGAAUCCGCUAAUUUAGCUUGCCAAAAGAUUUAUACCUUACUAAACGAAAGUUGUAAAUACAACUACGUGGUUAAUUAUCCCGAAAAAUUUGCGACUUAAUUUAUUAUCAUUACAAAUAAUAUUUUUAAAAAAAAUGUUUAAUGAAACGUUUGUUUGAUUAUUUUUAGAAGGAAGCAUUU
Messenger RNA from Gordionus sp. m RMFG-2023, 985 nucleotides. RefSeq lists its product as uncharacterized. Bases 33 to 905 code for a protein of 290 amino acids. Gene Ontology annotation, biological process: nuclear mRNA surveillance; rRNA catabolic process; poly(A)-dependent snoRNA 3'-end processing. The transcript is spliced from 4 exons. The record is from RefSeq and is a predicted model, not a curated record. Lineage: Eukaryota; Metazoa; Nematomorpha; Gordioida; Chordodea; Parachordodidae. Gene Ontology annotation, cellular component: nucleolus; cytoplasmic exosome (RNase complex); nuclear exosome (RNase complex).